AUGGCUAUUGGUGUUGCUGACAUGAGGCAAGUGUCGGGCAUGGAUAGCCUGGCUGCAGGGGCCUUGAGAGGAAUGAGGCUGCGCAGGGAAAGCAAUAUAGAUUGGCAGGGUUGCAAAACUGCCUCACAAGAGAUCCUCAAGCACCUGCAGGAGCUGAAUGUGACUGAAGUGGAAAAACCGUUAAUUAUUUCAUUUCCUCAACGGAUUGAAUGCAACGAUCACUGUGAUCCAGAUUCCUUGGGCAAGAAUAGCAUGCUGUGUCUGAUGAAGAUUAGUCGGGGCCUUCAUCGUUACCAGGAACUUCUGACACAGUAUGCAACGUCAGAUACAACUGAGCUCCGAACCGCUGUGACUAAUUUGUUGCAGCUCCUUCCAAAAAAUGAAAGCAGCAGUCCAGCCCAACAAAUGCAAGCAUGGGAGAAACUGCAUGUAAUGGAUACCAUCUUACAGCGCCUGCAGUUGUUUGCCAUUUUGGUGGCCCGCGUCUUUUCCCAUUGUGCCGCAUUGAAUAGGGAUGUAACUAUCUGA
This is a messenger RNA of Notechis scutatus (mainland tiger snake), 528 nucleotides long. It is a transcript of the gene IL23A, whose product is annotated as interleukin 23 subunit alpha. Gene Ontology annotation, cellular component: interleukin-23 complex; extracellular region. Gene Ontology annotation, molecular function: cytokine activity. Gene Ontology annotation, biological process: positive regulation of T cell proliferation; immune response; positive regulation of T-helper 17 cell lineage commitment. The record is from RefSeq and is a predicted model, not a curated record. NCBI's taxonomy places the organism in Eukaryota, Metazoa, Chordata, Lepidosauria, Squamata, Elapidae.